Molecule: messenger RNA, 1033 nt
Organism: Paramecium pentaurelia
Lineage: Eukaryota; Ciliophora; Oligohymenophorea; Peniculida; Parameciidae
Source: the annotation of a GenBank genome assembly
AUGAUUACUAGUAUCAGAGAACAUAAAAUUAUUAAUGGUUUUACUAGACCUAAACACCCUUUCCAAGUCUUUACUAUGAUAUUCUUUAUUCAAUUAUUGUGUUGUGUAUCAAUAGCAAUAGUCCCAAUAACUGAUCUAUUAGUUUAGGUAAGAAAGAAAGUUAAGUAGAUUAUUUUAGCAUCUUUUUUUUACUUUUUGGCAUUAAUGAUCUUUUUUUAUGCUUUUAAGACUUCUUACAUAGAUCCAACGGAUGAUUUAAUUAUAUAAUAAAGAAAUGGAUUGAAUGUGUAUUUAUGGUUCAUUGAUAUUUAGUGUAUAAGAUCAAGAGCUUUAUGAUUAUUUUUGUUAAUAUUGUGAUAGUUAUGUAAGUGGUACAACUAAACAUUGUAAAGUUUGUGAAAGGUAGAAUAUAUAUUAAAUUUUGAGAUGUGUUUCAGAUUUUGAUCAUCAUUGUAAAUGGUUAAACAAUUGUAUUGGGAAAAAGAAUUAUUAAGAAUUCUUCAAAUUAUUAGUAUUUGUAUCAUUAUUUGGAAUCAAUUUUAUUGUUUUUGCUAUAUUUUCCUACUUUUUUUAAUCUCCUCGAAUGAUGAUAUGGAUUUGGAUAAAUGUUGGUUUAGUUGGUCUCCUUUUUAUUCUUAAUUUUAAUUUGAUGAUUUUUCAUUUUUGGUUAAAAUUUUAAGGAAUUACAACAUAUUCUUGGAUUAUUUAAAAUAGAUAGAAAAAAUUUUCAUAAUAAGUUUAAAUUGAAACUCCUCAAAAAUUUUGGUAACUUUUAUUUUUAUCUAAUAUAUUUAGUUGUAGUUCAAAAAAAACCAAAAAAACUUAAGUAAAUCCAAAUAUAGAAUAAGAGGAAGAUGAAAAUGAAAAUUAAAAGUAAAAAAAUGAAAUAAAAUAAAAUGAUGAAUAGAGUCAAAUAAAAAAAUAAAAUGUAGAAAUUGAAGGGGAUUCUGAUUCUAUUCAAGAUAAGAAUUCUAAAAGGAAAUGUAGUUCUCAUACAAUAAAUCCAUAAAUUAACAGUUAAUUAUAGGAUUGA